Messenger RNA from Plectropomus leopardus (leopard coralgrouper), 1698 nucleotides. The record is from RefSeq and is a predicted model, not a curated record. NCBI's taxonomy places the organism in Eukaryota, Metazoa, Chordata, Actinopteri, Perciformes, Serranidae.
AUGGAACAAAGAGGACGGCAGACAUGGAGAGAGCGGACAGAGUGGGUUGCCUACAUUAUGUUUUUGGUAACGUUUUGGAGUCGAGCUUCGGGGCAAUUGCGAUAUUCCAUCUCCGAGGAAAUAAAAGAAGGAACCGCUGUUGGAAAUAUUGCGAAGGAUUUGGGUGUUGAUAGGACCACACUGAAAGAGAGGGGGUACCGUAUUGUGUACGGAACGACAGAGCCACCUUUUCGAGUAAAUCAGGACGAUGGGAUCUUGUAUGUGAACAGAAAAAUCGACAGAGAGGAGGUGUGUGAGCGAAGCAAGGUUUGUCUAAUCGACUUAAAAGCCGUGUUAGAAAAGCCACUGGAGGUGCACUACGUAGCAGUGGAGAUUCUCGAUGUUAACGACAACGCUCCAAGGUUCACAGAAAAUGAAAAGCUGUUAGAGAUUUACGAAUCUGCAUUACCAGGAGCAAGAUUUCAGCUACAAGCUGCGCAUGAUGCAGAUAGUGGAUCAUUAUCCGUUCAGCAGUAUAAGUUGAGUCAGAAUGAACAUUUUCGCUUAGAGGUGAAAGAUCGUGGUGAGGAUCGUAAAACUCCAAGUUUAAUUCUUCAAAAGCCCCUUGAUAGAGAAUCUGCCAAGACCCAUGUAUUACUUCUGACAGCCACUGAUGGAGGUAAACCUCCACGAUCUGGUAACAUGACAAUAAUUAUUGAUGUUUCCGAUGUCAAUGACAACCCCCCAGUUUUCACCCAGGAGUCAUAUACCGUGCAGUUAAAAGAAAAUUCCCCUCUUGGUACAACUGUGAUUCAAGUGAAUGCAACAGAUUUGGAUGAAGGCUCAAAUGGUGAAGUUGUAUAUUCAUUUGGCAAUGACGUGGAUUCGAAGGCACGUGCACGUUUUGAUUUAAAUUCAGUGACCGGAGAAAUCACGGUAGCAGGGUCCAUAGAUUACGAAGAAUGUAGCAGAUACGAAAUUGAUAUUCAGGCAUCCGACAAGGGUGCGGCUACACUAGCUACGGAAAAAAGCGUUAUUAUACAUAUUGCUGACAUAAAUGAUAACGAACCAGAGCUUGAAGUGACAUCUUUUUCACCUGCGCUGCCGGAAGAUUCAAAACCAGGAACCACAGUGGCCUUGAUUAGUGUAAAAGAUUCAGACUCUGGUCUCAACGGAAAAGUUAUGUGUUACAUAACCCAAGAUCUUCCUUUUUCGCUCACCCCAUCUUUACAGAAUGACGUGUAUUCUUUGGUAACAAAACGCCUUUUGGAUCGAGAACAGCAACCCCAAUAUACUGUAACAAUUGUAGGAAGAGACGCAGGUGAACCAUCCUUAUCAUCAGAAAAAACUAUAAAUAUUGCUGUGUCAGAUGUGAAUGACAACAGCCCAGUGUUUUCACAGAAUCCGUAUACUUUCUACAUAACUGAGAAUAACAACCCGGGAGCGUCUGUUUUAUCAGUGGCAGCCCGUGACGACGACGAGGGUAGUAAUGCUCUUAUUUCGUAUCAUAUAGCAAGGGACAGAGUUGGAGAACAUUUGUUUACAUCCUUCCUAAAUGUUAACGGUGAAAAUGGACAAAUUUCCGCGCUAAAAAGUUUCGACUUUGAAACUCUGAAAACUUUCCAGUUCCAAGUUGUCGCCACAGAUUCUGGAACUCCGUCACUAAGCAACAACGUCACGGUGAACGUGUUCAUUCUGGAUCAGAACGACAACGCUCCA